CCGGCAUCGCACGAGCCAGCCUCCCGGGGUCUUUCAGGCCUUCGGCCGGGCAGCCCUCCUGCAGUCCUGGAGCGGUUGCGUAGCAGCUGCCGGGACGCGGGCAGAGCUGGACGCCGAUGACAAGAUCCCCCUCCCCUGAGCUGAUGCCCUUUCUACAGCCAGGAGCCGAUGGCUAGGGACAAAGCCAAACCCUGUGAGCUGGACCAGGAGAAAUAUGAUGCUGAUGACAAUGUGAAAAUCAUCUGCCUGGGAGACAGCGCUGUGGGCAAGUCCAAACUCAUGGAGAGGUUCCUCAUGGAUGGAUUUCAGCCCCAGCAGCUGUCCACAUACGCCCUGACCCUGUACAAGCACACGGCCACGGUGGACGGCAAGACCGUCCUUGUGGACUUCUGGGACACGGCAGGCCAGGAGCGGUUCCAGAGCAUGCACGCCUCCUACUACCACAAGGCCCACGCCUGCAUCCUGGUGUUUGAUGUGCAGAGGAAAAUCACGUACAGGAAUCUCAGCACCUGGUAUACAGAGCUGCGGGAGUUCAGGCCGGAGAUCCCAUGCAUUGUGGUGGCCAAUAAAAUCGAUGCAGACAGGAAGGUGACCCAAAAAAGUUUCAGUUUUGCCAAGAAGUUCUCCUUGCCCCUGUACUUCGUCUCGGCUGCUGACGGCACCAACGUUGUGAAGCUCUUCAGUGAUGCAAUUCGACUAGCCGUGUCUUACAAACAGAACUCCCGGGACUUCAUGGACGAGGUUUUGCAGGAGCUGGAGAACAUCGACUUGAAGCGGGAGGAGGAGGAGGAGAUGCCGGACAAAGAGCAGCCGGGCCGCCACCAGAGCCCGACUCCCUCGUGACCACAGGGGCCUUCUCCACGGCCCACCUCCCCUGGCAGUGCUUCAGCUCUCCGGGGAGGCACUCUCCCAGGCCUUCCCUGCUGCACCACCUACAAACCCAGCUGUCCCAUUUGCAGCCCCAACCCUGACUUCCGUGGCCCGGGAAAGCUGACCCUUCAGUACUUGCCACUAACAGGCGUAAGGCCCAUAGCAGACCCUGAAGCCCAAGGAGGGACGGACCCUCCAGGGCAUGGGACAGUAAAGAGAAUCGGAAUAUUCUCUGUGUGUCUCAUCAAGGAUAUUUAGGGGUCUUCCCCCGCCCGCUGCCCAAGAGCUGAUGUCAGGGCCUCUUCAUUGCAUUUCCACCAAGAGGAGGAUUUCUAAUUCCUGACUUUUCUCCUCUUUAGGCUCCCAACUAAGCCGGUCAUCUUAAGAAUGAUUUUGAGCAGAGAGCUGUUCUGUAAGUUUUUCUAGAGCUCUCCUGGGUGCGGCCAGCACUGUGAUGAACAGCGAGGCCGAGGUCACAGGCCCAGGUUUGCUGUUAGCAUCAAGUGACAGCAGGUGGCUGGCUUGGCCGCAGACUGGCCCGCAGGCAUCGCUGCUGUGAGCACCAGGGGCCAAUGCAGCCACACGCAGGGCGUGCGGGGCAGGCGAGGGGCUUUAGGGAGCUUCUUUUAAACCCAUGUUUCAACAUAGGCUUGUCGCCAUUUUUCUGAGGACUGAUGUGGAGCCUCCUUGGGUGGCGAGGGCUGCUGAGAGCCGUCCUGCCGCCUUUUCCAUUUAUCUCCAGGACUUGUCGCUCACUAGAAUGCUUUUAUGAUCAUCUUGUA
Budorcas taxicolor (takin) is the source of this 1652-nucleotide messenger RNA. RefSeq names its product RAB, member of RAS oncogene family like 2B (gene RABL2B). The transcript is spliced from 9 exons. Gene Ontology annotation, molecular function: GTPase activity; GTP binding. NCBI's taxonomy places the organism in Eukaryota, Metazoa, Chordata, Mammalia, Artiodactyla, Bovidae. The coding region runs from base 169 to 843 and encodes 224 amino acids. The record is from RefSeq and is a predicted model, not a curated record. Gene Ontology annotation, cellular component: Golgi apparatus; endosome.